GAAACAGAAAUUCUUACAAUUAGAUACUGUACAUGCUUUCAAAAACUCUGCAGGUUUAUUAUAAGCAUGACUUACUAUACAUUGAAUUUUAAUGCUGGAAACCUUGGUGCUGGCUCCAUCUAUCUCAACUUCUUCCUAUCAGGACUUGUAGAGCUUCCUGCCCACAUACUUAUCAUUUUUACUAUAGACAGGUAUUUGCUCAUCUUCAGUUCUGUGCGGACCUUUGUAAGGUUUAGCAAAACUUUAAACUCUCUUAUCUGUUUUUCUAUAUGUUCCAUUAAAUGUGUUAGUUAUCAAACUUAUAAGUAAUUGACAAAAUGUAACCAUAAAUGAUGUCAUGCAUCCAAGGAUGGGGAGGGAGGCACCCAUAAAUGAUGUCAUGCAUCCAAGGUUGGGGAGGGAGGCACCCAUAAAUGAUGUCAUGCAUCCAAGGUUGGGGAGGGAGGCAUCCAUAAAUGAUGUCAUGCAUCCAAGGUUGGGGAGGGAGGCACCCAUAAAUGAUGUCAUGCAUCCAAGGUUGGGGAGGGGGGAUGUCACAAAAAUUUGUGGCUUUUGUGUUACAAUGGUGUCUAUAAUAUUAUGUGACACAUUUAUGAUGAUGGGAGAGGGGAAGGGGCAAAAAUUGGCCCAAAUAGUAUGAACUAAUUAAUGGAUUACUACAUUUGAAAAAAAAAUAGAAGGUUCUUCUCAAAAGUUUGUGGUAAGAUUUCACGUGCCAUAAACAUACAGUUCCACAUGACCUGACCUCAUCAUCCAAUUUUGUCAUUAAAAUGUCCCAUCCAGAUGACCCUAAAAAAUGCUUGUAUGGUUUUGUUCUUUAACAGAUUAGGUCGAAAGAUUAUCCAUUCAUGUAUGCUGAUCUUCUGUGGCAUGGCUUGUCUUCUCUGUGUUUUGGAAAUAAUAUUGGCACCAGAAGGUGAGGAAUGGAAAAGUAAUAUAAAAUUUUACCUUCUUCAAAAAUUACGAAAGAAUGAGCUUUUGUCGUUAACAAAAUCUAAAUAAUUUCAUAUAUGCUGAGUGGUGUUUAUAGAAAAUGCAGACAAUGUUUCUUUAAAGAUUUUAUUUUUUUCUGGUCACUUAAUGUCAAAUAAAUUGUUUUUCUGUUUGUAAUGCAUAUGCACUCUUCAAAUAAUAGUUUUUCAAAUCAAAUAAAAAUAACUUUUUUUUCUCCAGGUUACCAGUGGUUAUCUAUUGUAUUUCCCCCCCCCCCAGGUUAUCAUUGGUUAGCUAUUGUAUCCCCUCCCCCCCGUUAUCAAUGGUUAGCUAUUGUAUUCUCUUCUAAUAGUUUUUCAAAUCAAAUAAAAAUAACUUUUUUUUCUCCAGGUUACCAGUGGUUAUCUAUUGUCUUUCCCCCCCCCCCCAGGUUAUCAUUGGUUAGCUAUUGUAUCCCCUCCCCCCCGUUAUCAAUGGUUAGCUAUUGUAUUCUCUUCUCCUCCCCCCUGUUACUAGUGAUUAACUAUUGUAUUUUUGCCCCAGGUUACCAGUGGUUAGCUAUUGUAUUAGCCAUGAUGAGCAAGUUUGGAGUGACCGGUGCCUUUAGCACAAUUUAUCUGUAUUCAUCUGAGCUAUUCCCCACUGUUAUACGACACUCUGCUCUAGGAGCCAGCUCAAGCUGGGCCAGGCUGGGAGCUAUGUUAGCACCAUUUGUUGCUGCCCAGGUAUACCACAAACAUUUACUUUAAAAAAAAUAAAAUAAAACUUGGUAAUGCCUUAGUCAAACGGAUGGCCUUAGUCAAACGGAUGUACCGGUAUGUUAUGUAUGCAAGAAAAUGAUUGUGAGCCAAUCUUUCACUGGUCAUUUAUUCAGGACUAGUUAAAAGUCGAUUCUACAAAAGCAAUAAUACUUUAAUUAGACCCGAUCCAUUCAUCUAAAUUUUUUUCAUUAUUCUAUAGUCAUGAAUAUGUAGGCUGCCAGUAAACUUUUUAAUUGCUGCUAAUUUUUUUAAAAAAUAAAGUAAUUUAGGGCACACAUUUUGAUAAUAAAACUAAAAGAAUAAUGAGUUAUUAACUGUGUCUAGGGUGCCAGCUUAAAUCCAACCCUUGGCAGAAGUGUACCCUUGUUGAUAAGUGGCUGCCUGAGUCUCAUGGCUGGACUACUGGCAUGCCUGCUGCCAGAGACAUUAAACCGGAAGCUGCCUGAAACACUGAGUGAUGCCAAAAAGUUCACAAAG
This is a messenger RNA of Lymnaea stagnalis (great pond snail), 2171 nucleotides long. Lineage: Eukaryota; Metazoa; Mollusca; Gastropoda; Lymnaeidae. The record is from the annotation of a GenBank genome assembly.